Molecule: messenger RNA, 502 nt
Organism: Staurois parvus
Lineage: Eukaryota; Metazoa; Chordata; Amphibia; Anura; Ranidae
Source: the annotation of a GenBank genome assembly
AUGCCGCAGGAGAUCUCCCCGCCGCCGUCCUCUCCACGUGUGCUCCGCUCCCUCAACACCCGGCAGCUGGUCCAGGUCGUGUUCUGUAACCGGUCGAAGCGCAUGGUGCAGCCCAUAUGGGUCAACUUCCAGGGGGCUCCGCAACCCUACCCGAUCCUACCGCCCGAAACAGGCCGGAGGAUGAACACCUAUCUCGGUCAUAUCUGGAUGUUCCGGGAAAUGGACACCGAUCUACCGAUGAUGGUUAACAAUAAGGAACUCUAUAUACCCACCCCCCAACGUGGGCGAUCAGCCGGCAUCUGUCAUCAUCUGUACACCAGUUUAUACUCUGAAAGACCUCUGCCUGCAGCUCAUCCGAAGCCUAGUGAGACCACAAGACUUCAGGAAGCUGGAUAUCGUGACAUCUUUGUACGACGAUCUGGAAAACAUACCCUGCGUGGGAAAGGAUUUACGCCAACUAUCGAUUCGUUACUGGGAGUUGGCCACGUAUGACAGCUCCUGA